Bemisia tabaci is the source of this 1215-nucleotide messenger RNA. Lineage: Eukaryota; Metazoa; Arthropoda; Insecta; Hemiptera; Aleyrodidae. The record is from RefSeq and is a predicted model, not a curated record.
CAAAUCGCGUCCGAGCGGCGUUGCUCCCGGGUCCUCUCAGUCUCACUCCACGCUCGGCCCCGCGCGGUCCCCACGCAGCUCCCGCUCCCAUCGCGCCGCGGGUUCAUCGCCCGGGCCGUAAACAAAUUAAGAAGCAGUGAAAAUUAAGCCGCCCAAAGUUCAGGCUCGUCCUCGAUUUCGGCCCCCUCGCGCCCGGCACUUAAGAUAAAUUAAACCGGCGCGGGCGACUUUGGAGUACUUUUCUUCCGCAUGAAAGCACGUGCUCACUCAAACGAAGAAUGACGCAGCAAGGAUGAUUUAGAUUUAAUACUUACGGUGGAAAAUACAAACUCCACGAUGAUGUGCCAUGCUUGACAAUUCAAAAUCACCUAAGUCUGAGCAGCAGCAACAAAGGACCUCAGUUUAUGAGAAACUGCAACACAACCUACAAAAUGACGAGAAGUGGAAGCAAGAAAUUAGCUUGGGAAAGCGGAUCACCCUGUAUAAACUUCAGGGUGAGAUCGGCAGGGGAAACUUUUCCCAGGUCAAAAUGGCCGUGCACGAGCUCACAAAAGAAAGAGUUGCUAUUAAAAUUCUGGAUAAAGCCAAGCUGACUGUCAAAGCACGCAGGAUGUUGGACCGUGAAAUCUCUAACAUGACGUCGAUUCACCAUCCAAAUAUCAUCAGAUUAUUUGAGGUGAUCGAAUCUUUCUCGAAACUAUUUCUAGUCAUGGAAUACGCCAGUGGAGGAGAGCUUUAUCAAAAGCUGACUGCCGUUGGGAAACUUCCAGAAAUCGAUGCCAAGACCAUUUUUGCUCAAAUUUUGUCAGCUGUCAAAUACCUGCACCAGAAUUUGAUUAUUCACCGAGAUCUGAAAGCAGAGAAUGUUUUUUGUAGCUCAAGAGGCCUGGUUAAAGUGGGGGAUUUUGGAUUCAGCACAAGGCUUGCAAACGGAUUUGAGGAGCAGCUGAAGACGUUCUGCGGUUCUCCGCCGUACGCGGCACCGGAACUUUUCCGCGACGAGUCCUACGUCGGGGGCCCGGUCGACGUGUGGGCCAUGGGAGUGCUCCUCUACUUCAUGACCACCGGGUACAUGCCCUUCCCCGCCGACUCCAUCGCCGCCCUCAAGCGCAACAUUCUCGCCGGGGUUUUCACCGUCCCCUCGCACCUCUCAUCAUCCUGUCGCUUCCUCAUAGGUCAGUAAAACCAUGAAGGUCAUUUCUAAAUAAUUACGGC